Molecule: messenger RNA, 1294 nt
Organism: Mollisia scopiformis
Lineage: Eukaryota; Fungi; Ascomycota; Leotiomycetes; Helotiales; Mollisiaceae
Exons: 3
Coding region: 476-1117 (213 amino acids)
Biological process (GO): secondary metabolic process
Cellular component (GO): cytoplasm; cytosol
Molecular function (GO): carboxy-lyase activity; hydrolase activity
Source: RefSeq, a predicted model, not a curated record
GCAGUGUUUUUCACAACACUAUUCACUGUCUCACUCUGUUCUCCCACUCCAAAACGUUCAAGCACAAAAACAUCCACAAACACGACGCCAUUGAGAUACAUUACUCUAGAAGAGCAUUAUGACUCGUAUGCUCUGAGAGCAAUCCAGAACAACACCCCCCUCUACGAUGUACUGAUAGAUGCAUACGGAGGAAGCUCAUCAGAAGCAGUGCAGUUGUUAAACCAGCAAGUUCAAGACAUAAAUGGCAGUCGACUCGAUAGCAUGAAUGCAAACAGAAUUCGUGUCCAGGUAUUGCCCUCUCCCAAAUCUGCUUCGUUUAAAGACACAAAUUAAAAGUAAUCAAACCUAGGUGAUCUCCAAUGAUCCUCAGCCAGAUGCCUUGGGCAACCCCGACGCAGUCAGUGCAGCGAACAAGGAGCUCGCCACUCUCAUCAAACCCUACCCAAAUCGGUUCCGAGGGUUCUGCUUCCUUCCUAUGGCCAUCCCUCUCGCUGCUGCGGCCGAACUCGAACGAUGCAUUUCCGAACUUGGUUUUGUCGGCGCCCUGGUUGAUAGUCACUUACUCAACAACACAGCUUACGAUUCUCCAGCUUAUGAUCCCCUCUGGUCCACCUUCGCCAAACUCAACGUUCCCUUAUAUCUACACCCCACAUACCCUACGCCGGCAGAAAUAGAAAAUACGGGCGGUCUCUUCACCCCCGACAACAACGUGUAUUCCCUCCCCGUUGCCAGCAUCCUCGGCACUGCGGCCUGGGGAUGGCACAGCGAUGUCGGCGUGCAGUUCUUGCGGCUAUGGCUAGGUGGUGUUUUUGAUCGGCAUCCAGAUCUGAAGGUUGUGUUUGGACAUAUGGGUGAAAUACUACCGUACAUGCUUGCAAGAUCUACCGCUGAACUUGGUGGAUAUAAACCCACUGGGGCAACGAUUCCCGAAACUUGGACAAGGAAUGUGUGGGUUACUACGAGCGGGUUCUUUAGUCUGGACCCAUUUGCUACUUUGCUGCGGACGACGAGUGUGGAAAGAAUCAUGGUAUGUCUGAUUCUAUUUUAUUGGAGAGUAGGAGGUAGGCGAAGAGGGAAGUUACUCGGAAUGCUUUCAGUAAGCUGGGAUUUAAAGUAAUCGAGAACGGAUUCUUCGUGAGAUCGUCGAGAUUAAACCCACUUAUGUUUCGUAUGCUUUAUUUUUCAUAACAGAGUACUUCAUACUGGGCAGGGAAGCAAAGUGAGGUGACAAGAGGGCUGGCUUAUCUCGUCUGCGGAAGCAAUACCACCGUGACUCAGAAGACCGUGAAUCCAU